This is a messenger RNA of Bombus terrestris (buff-tailed bumblebee), 10915 nucleotides long. RefSeq names its product ataxin-7-like protein 1. The coding region runs from base 46 to 1791 and encodes 581 amino acids. The record is from RefSeq and is a predicted model, not a curated record. Lineage: Eukaryota; Metazoa; Arthropoda; Insecta; Hymenoptera; Apidae. The transcript is spliced from 6 exons.
GAGAAAUCGCAUCGUGUUUCAUUCACAACGCGAGCGCCACUGGCAAUGUCGGGAAGUGACAGCCCAACAUUCUUUCACGGCCAGCCCUGGUCCAGCUGGAUCGAAAAAAUCGGACGAGACAAGCCGUUGAGCGAUGAAGAACCAGAUGCUCAACUUACUAGUUCAGUUACGAGGCUUUCAGCUGAGGACAUUGAUUUAUAUGGAUUUUGUCCUGAAAGAGAUGCUUUUUACACGGUAGUAUGUGAAACCUGUCAUGCAAUAGUCAAACCACAGGCUCUCAUUCAACAUAUGGAAAGUCGCCAUCCUUCUGGUACGGUCAAUUUUCCACCUCCCUCCACUCCAGUCGUAAAAACUCCACUGAAGACGCCCUAUUGCAAGGUGUCGAAACUGAAAAAGACGCAGUCAUCGUCUCAGAUCUCAAAUAGCGGGAGCAAUAAGAUCAAUCACACGAACGUGAAACGGAACACGGAACAGCCGAGCAUCUCAACGAAUUUGUCAUCUUCAUCAAUACCGAUCUCAUCGUCACCUCGAUCGCCUCUUGAGUCGUUACCAUCGUCUGUUCAAACAUCGAACUCUGGAUCAGGAACUGUAAUUAGCUCGAGUCCUGUGAAAAGCCCUGGCACAGCGACCAGUCAACCUCGUCGAAAGAGACUCAAAACCGAUCGAUCGUUGCUCAAAGAUCGAGAGUACGAUCCAGAUCGACACUGUGGAGUGUGGAACGAGGAAACAGGCAAGCCUUGCACCAGGUCGCUUACGUGCAAAGCGCAUACGGUCUCGUUGCGGCGGACAGUCAUCGGUCGGAGUAAAACCUUUGACAAACUCCUCGCGGAGCAUCGUGCCUCGAAGGAAGUCCCGAACAGGCCGACAAAAGUGACUGUGACCGGUACAGUGACCGUGUCCUCUGGAACCUCGAACUUGAACCCCUUAACGCCCACCAACCCCGCCCUGACCAUCGAAGCGGAAACCCCCAGCUCACCACCCGUUUUAUCGCUGCCAGACACAUAUCCACUGCCAAAGGCUGUUGAUUUGCUUUAUCGGUGUCUGGCCCCGCAUGGCUCCACUAAACCUACCAAGCUCGAAGAGGACUUCGUCAACGAGGAGCUGAGGAGUCUGGAAUCGUCGCUAGUGAACUCGACCGGUUCGACACAAUCGAGCUCGAUGAUGGCGCCGAUAUCCGUGGUGUUGCCAUCGCUGUCACCGUUACCGGCUAAUAACGAGGAAUCGACGUCGUCGGUCGCCACGCUGAUACCGAGCACAGCAUCCCCAGCUAUACCGGUGCCAGCAUCACUGCCAGCCACGUGUACGCAACCGCCGUUGGUCACGACGGUUCUCGAGGCUGAAACACCCAUGGACAUCGAUCCAGAAGCGGCGAUGACCAUCUAUUCCCCUGUAUACCAGGAUAAAUCCAAAUUGCUGGUCGAAAUACCACGUUCAAACAAUAUCGCCCACUCUCCUAUAUCAUCCAUGCCCAGUCUGCUAUUCGAAUCUAUGGAUCAACUCGAACAGCUGGAACAGCUGGAACAGCAACACGCGACUCAGAUAAAUGGAAAGAGACUGAAUCACGCGACUCAUUCGAGUCCUGUUACGCAACUACAGUCGAAGAGGACCAAACACGAGUACCAUCAACAGGACCUGUCCACGGCGAUACAGGUUGAGGCUACGACCACGUCCUCGCCUUAUCCUCAUUUCGGGGAUAUAUCUUGGUCGAACUGUCACCCGGAGCCACUGGCUGUAAGUCGGUGGCUUCGUAUUUCGUCCAGCCGUAAGCAGUACAACUUUAAUAUUCACUGACAUAAGACCCCACCCACUCCAGGCUGAGGACCGUACGCCAUGGGCGUUUGUCUACCUCCUCUUUUUUUCGAGAUCCUUUUUUUCAUGGUCGUCCUCGUCGCCGUCGUCGUUGAUGGUCUAGGUCUGAAGCCUGUCGAGAAGGGGACAAGUCUUGAUGUGCGGUGAACUUCGAUGUGAUGAGCAUGCGCACGACGGAAAAAAAGACACGUGAGCAAUUAAUUGGUUAUACGUGGAAUUGACAUGAUAACGAUAUAUGUGUUUUUGCAUGCUUCGUUCUCCCUGCCGAAAUGAAAUAUCUCGAGCAGGAACAUACGAUAGUUACAAAUCUACGGUCCUCUCAUUUUGUACAACAAUGUCGGUCUCUAUUCCGCCAGGCGACGAUCGUUUCCUUCGAAACAACAAAUUACCAUCAUCGCAGGUUCAUAGACAGGUUAAUCGCAUUAUCACUUUAGGGGAUAUACGCGUACAACUGGAACAAACGGGGUUCCGCAAAUGAAAACAGAAGCACGUACCAAAUUUUCUUCUUUGUCUCUCGAUACUUACUUUGCAACCAUUUCUACCAUACUAUAGAGACUGAUUAAGGAAGAACCAUAUUACGGACGUGAUUCGUCGGAUUUACGAAAUCGCUGACUAACGUUCCUGGAACAUUAUCAUUAUCUUGUUUGAACUGUUGUUUCAAGAGGCCAGAUGGAAAACGAAAUAACAUCUCGUAUCUCGCAACGAUGCUUCUGUUUUGAUAAUUGUACUUUUCACAGAAGAACGUACGAAUCACCGAGUGAUGCGACAAUAGCAACGCCAGCCUCAUCGUCAAGUAUUAAAUUGGCAAUAGGUCGAUAUUAGAGAACUUUGACUGAAAUACAUAUAUGAGUAUGAUGGUUUUUUUUCACAAAAUUAAUUUUUUUGCGCCGAAGAUCGUUGCAACAUCUCUCGCGGAACAGGCCGAUAUAUAAAUUCGAUUCUGAUCGCUGUGCCUCGUCCCGACGGCGCGGCAGUCCGUUCGAAACAAAAAAGAAAGGAGGAAGAAAUAAUAGAAAAAGGAAACAGUGUGAAAACGCGUUUGACGCGUUCGAAAUAAGUCACACUGUCCGUGUUUGUCUGUUAAAAAUAGAGGUUUUCAGUGAAGAAAGAAGCGACGAUGAUAAUAAGUGAAAUGAAACUACAUCGAAUUUUAGACGAUUAUCCCGUGUGUAUGUGUGCUUGUAAAAAGGGUAAAGGAUUACGUGACCAAGCAACAAAUACAAAAAGAAAGAAACUUUCUUUUCUUUGUACAGGAAGUUUGACAAACGGUUUUUAGUAGGAAGAGUAGCUAAAAAGGUUCAAUAAGCAGUGUUUGUUCUUUUUUUCUUUUUCUUCUUCUUUUUUCUUCUUUUAGGAGACGCCGCUGAAUGGCAUUUGAGAUGUCAGCCCUGAAUUUUUUUGUAAAUAAUCAAUUUGACGGAUUAAUCAUUUACGGCCAGCUAUCCUCUUGUAAAUACGUUUAAUAAAAAAAAAAAAAAUGUAAAUCGUAGUUAGUCGUGACACGGAGCGGCCGAUCAUCGAACUAUCUUGCGCGUAGAAUUUCGACUUAUUUUCCAAUUAAAUUGCGGUUCGCGUACAGAGGGUCUCAUCUUGUACAUACAUAGAUCAUAGUAUACAUUUAUACAUAUAUAUAUUUUUUUUAUCGAUCACGAUCUCUUCAACGUUUUUACGUAUAUACAUAUAUACAUAUAUACAUAUACGACCUCACUACCUACCAUCAUCAAUACUUCCUUUAUAUCUUUUCUUAUUUGUAUCUCCUUUAUUAUUUUCUUUUCUUCUUUUUUGUUCUUCUCUUUAUUCUAUAUUUUCUUAGUCUUCUCUGCUUCCCUCUGUUCUCGUACAUACGUAUAUUCUAUUGCACAAUUGUGUACAUCGUGUAACGCAUUUAUCCAGCGAUUCCGGUUUAAUGCCACGAUUUCUAUUUUUUUUUUUUUUGUUUUUACAAAAAAUAGAAAAAUUCGACGGAUAAAUCGUGUGUGCGGGUUCCGUUUAAUCGGUGAAGAAAUUUCCACUGGAUCGUAGGCAACGACAACAGCACACGUAGCGAAAAUUUCGUUCAGGCAAUCUUUAGCUUCUUGUAAGCUCGUACGAAAUUUUCAAAGGGAGAUUCGAUGAGUCUUUCAGUCAGUCGAGUUAUGGCUGAUGAGUUUAGCAAAGCCGUACACAUUGUCCCGAAUAUAGUAGGUAAACCAUUCAUCACCAACCACCAUUCACUAUUAUCCCACCCGAGACAAUUUAUUUUUGUAAAACUGUCGGUUCUAAUUUGCGUCGUGGCGCUAUGUCGGUUUUUCCAGCAUAGCGCGUAUGGUGGCGUAUAUCUAUGCAUAUAUUUACGGACUUCUUAUCAUAGAUUGUGAUAUCUAACUAAUUAAUGAUUAGUCAAGAUUAUUCUAAAUCGUGCGCAUGCGUUAGUGAAUGAAAGAGUAAUGACAGAUAGGUGGCCAAAUUAGGAAUGGUAUAGAAAGGAAUUCGAAGUCCACGGAUGAAAAUAAUGAUAAGUCACGUUUCCCGACUUUUGUAGCAGAGGUAUUGAAUUUUGUAUUUUUUUGCUUUUUUGCCUUUUUUGCCUUUGGUAAAGGCACGCGUUUAAGCCCAAAAUCAAACGGUAUUGAUCAAUCAAAUCAAAAUGGUAUUGAAUUUUGAAUACAAAAUUCAAUACCAUCCGAGCUAUCUUUUCGUUUGAUUUUUGAAUUGAUGGUAUUGAUGGGAUUGAUGGUAUUGAAUUUUGAAUACAAAAUUCAAUACCAUCCGAGCUAUCUUUUCGUUUGAUUUUGGGCUUAAACGCGUGCCUUUACCACCUUUUUGAUCAUUUAAAAACUAUUAAUAAGUUUUAGUUAUACAAUUCUCACAAAUAUCUUCGACUCUCUCGGGUCAUACGAAAAUACUUCUGUUUCAACUGCUUCAUAUUAAAUUAGUCCUUUUUAGAAGUCAGAAGAUGAACAAAUACAAACUUAUUAUAAUUUUCUCUCGUGUACUUCAAAUAGGAUGUAAUGAUUACUGCUGAUCUCUGAAGAGGAAAUGUUAGGCAAAAAAGGAAAAAAAAAAUGAAACGUUUGCGCUUAGUUCGGCUACGACUUUCGCUAUAGAUGAAUAAAUUCGCUCUGUGUAUCGUGUUUGUAGCGUUUCGAGGUUUUAUCUCGUUGAGUUUCCGCUUUUUCCACGUGUAUGAGCUGAUUCGUAAAUUAUUUCGUUUCAUCGACGAAUGUAGCGAGAAACGGGAAAAAGAAAGAACGGAAGAAAGUAAAGGAGGGAGUAUAUAAGACGACGAAUAGAUAGAGCAAAUUGGAAGACGGGAGAUAGGGAGAAAAUUAGUAUAGCAAAUAGGGGGAAAAUGACGUGGAUGUACGUCAUGUCGAGCCGAAGAAGAGACGUUGAUUUUUUUCGUUACCGCGCAGUAUAAAUAAUACAAAUGCUAACGAUGUUAUUAUUACUGCUAUUAUUCGAAGAGGAGAACACGUGGAGACAUGUCGGUCUGGUAUUGUCCUGUUCGUUUUAUGUAAAUCGAACUUGGACAACGAUCGAUCGAUGAAACAGCUCGUUGUGUGCAAGGUAUACACUUUCUCAUCGACCAUAUAAACGAACAUCGCCUUACGAUUCUAGCCAUAAACUUCGCCUUAAGGAUUCAUUAGCGAUCAUAGUAGCGAUUAGCGUGGGUUUCUGUGAAAAAUAUAUUCUCGAGCAAGAUUCGUCGAUCGAUCGUUCGAUGUAAAAAAGAAAAAUAGAGAAUUUAUGAAAGAAAAGAAAUACUAUUAGCAAUAAAUUAUCGUUCGAUAUCGGACAAAUGGAGGACGAGAGGAAAACUCGUGAACGGACCGACAUGACCAAAUCGUUUCUAAUCGUCGAUUUACCGAUCUUCUCGGCUACCUGAAACAGUGAUAAUUUGUACAUAAAUCGCGUAAGCAAUUACCCAUGUACCUAUGGUAUCAAUGAAAUCUAUAUAGGUAUAUAUUAUAUAUAUACAUAUAUAAAUCUAUAAUAUAAAAAUAAUUCUAUUGACAAGUUGAAGAGAAGAAUGUUAGUGAAAAAUCGCAAACGUCGAAAUGCUGUUAGCCCGCUCGUUUCCGAGUGUACCUUAAACGCUGUAUAAUUCGAGAACAAAAGAAGAUAAGUAACUUAACGUAGAUCGUAUAUUUAACGAUACACGUGUACGUAUAGCGUGUAAUUAUCUCCUGUACAUAACAAGUGCCCUGUGCAUGUUUGUGGCGCACGAAAUGCUGCGUGCAUGCGCGAAAUAUGUAUGAUCUUUUUUAGACUAUUACUACUACCAACUACGUACCACACGUUAGUGUUCAUCGAUCGAUGUUAUUUGGCGCGAGCUUCGAGUCAGUUUCGAGCGGUCCGAGGUUAUAAAUAUUGAUCGACUCAAGCAACAGCGCUUUUCUUCAAAAGAAAAGAAAGUCGGUAAUCAACGGCAACAACCCUUGUUAAAACAGUGUUACAUGUCGAGAAAGAAACGGAAAGAAAAAAAGAAAUGCUAUUAGUCACAGACGAUCUCUAAGAUUUUCUACGAAAUAGAAGAAAUUCUGAUCACGAUCGUUGGAAAGUGUGGUUCGCGAUCGUUCGAAUGAAAGAUUUUUUAAGACGAUGAAAAGAAAAAAGAAAACUCGUGAAGCAAUAAUACAUAGUCCACGAUUAAGAGAAUGCACAGCAAUAAUAUUAAUUUCAUUAUUACCGUAAUAUAAAGAUUAAGAGACGCGUUGUACACGUUCAAGAGGAACACUUUCGUCUCGUACGAACAAUUUGCUCGAUUCCCGGCCAGUUUGAACACGCGGCUAAAAAGCGUCAGAGGAUUUUUCUAUCGGUGCUGUUACACUCUGCGCGUCAUUUAACAACCGAACUUCUCGUACGUUGUUUACAAUCUACGAGAAAUAUAUGUUUCACCUUCUUUUUUCUUUUUUCUCUUUUUUGUAAGUAGUAUCGAUUUUUAAUUGGAACGUUGCAUAUAUCGUAUCGCUUUUAUUAUUGCUUUUCUUCCUCGACGGUAUAGAAACACGACUUUACUACGUUCGAUCGAUCGUUGGACGAUUUAAUUAAGUUCUUUUUUCUUGCUCUUUCCUCUUUCGUUCCGAUGAAAUUGAACCUUCCGGACAGUGCGGAACACGCGUCUAGUAUUUUCGUUUCGCUCGUCAGAUUUCAGUAGAAAUUUAAACGAAUCCGCGUGAAACUGCGGUGCACCAGACAUUUCGUGGCUCGCAUAAGACUGAGUACGCUUAAAACGAAGGAAGAGAAGAAUUGUACGUUUGCGGCAUGUUUAAAAGAUAUUGACCGAUUUACGAAUAGAAAGGAAAUAAAAAAGGAGUUUUUAGUCGGAUUAGGAUAUUGUUGCGAAUUUUCGUCUCUUUUAUUUUAAAGUUUAGGAAAAGAAGAAAUGAAAAUGGAAGGAAGAGUGCGAGAGAAAGAAUGAGAGAGAGAGAGAGAGAGAACUAUGCAGUAGAUUCGAACUGUUUUGCAUGACCUGUUCCGAAUCACCCUGUAUACGUUCAGAAGCGUCAGAACUAUGAUUCUGCUUUUUUUCUUUGUUCCGUGUACAAAAUGACGCGUGCGUUAAUAUACGUUCUCGCUCGUCGUCUCAGAGCACUGUAAUUUCACGCGGAGAAGAAGAAAAAAAAACGAAUAAGGUGAAAAUUAGAACAACUCCGACUUCGUGACGCAAGAACAUACAACAAAAUACUUUGUGGCAUUUAAUUUAAAUAUACGUUUUAUAUUUAUUUGUAUACUUGAUUUUGUUCAUUCAGUCCGUCUUCAUCCUCCAGCCAUUUUCUUCUCGCGUAUAUUUCCAUCGAUCUUUUUAUCAUAUAGAGAUUAAACGAUCACGUGAAAGGCGUAGAAACGAUGGUACAAAAAUUCGUGCGCGUCGCUUGUAUUCGUCACAUAUCAUUUAGAAAAAUGAAAAUAGAAAAGUAGUAGCGAUUGAGAGGAGGAAGAUUAUCGAGCGGCGUUACGCUUCAAUUUCAUACGUAUCGUGAUUAAUCGGUUAAUUCAUUAAGGAUCGAAAUCGUGUUAAUGUGGCAACAUUUUUAAUUGAUUUAUUUUAGAAAAUUCUGUUAUUUAUUAACAUUGAAAGUUACGAAAGAGGCUUUGAAGGAUUUGCUUAAUAAUUUUUCUUCCAUCUAGAUCUAAAGUUUAAAUCCCCCUUAGUUAGAGUAUUCUAUCAUUUCGAAACUAAACAGAAUUAAAGUUUUGCCAUUUUCUUUAAGCCGUCUUUCUUUUUCUUCGUUGAAUUCAAAAUACUUUGUCGUUAUUUCUAUUUAUUACUCUAAUGCGUCUUUCGUGCUUUGAAAAAUCAAUAUAUUCAUCACUUUAUCCAAACAUCCUUAGUAACGUUGCGUUUACGUAACUUUAAAUCGUCAUGUCGCUACUUGAUCCUUAAUGCGUUAAUAUAUCACACAUAUAUUUCAGAAGUGACACAGGUCGAACAAAUAUUUUCGGAGACAGCAAGAAACUGUUUAAAAGCUUAGAAAAUAUUAUUCAACCGAUGGCACAACGUCGCAUAAAGUACAAACUCUCCCAUUUUUAGCUGUCAAAAUCCCCAUUUGACAAUUUUCUUUUUUCUAACACAGGAUCGAAUUUUUUUGGACUGUGACACCUUUGAAACACAUGUACGAUAUAUCGUUAUUCAUAGUAGAUCUUACGCUUUUUGUACUGUAAUUUACAAGUCUAAUACGCUAUCGAAAUUGAUCGACACGAUCUCUCUGUGAAUCGCGUGGCAUUUUCCUAGAAAAACAUGCCCUCAUGGAGCUGCGAACCGCACUGGGUUUCCCAGUAUGCAUGAAAAUUGAAUUCCAAGCGUGGAGUUAAAUCGGUUGAUUGGAAAGCCUGCCCGUGACAAGAGUUCCCUAAAUGUUAUCGCGAUUCCGAAACCAUGUUCAAUUCGCUUUGAUUCGCGCGUUCAUUAAACGUAAUUCGCCAUUCUAUUCAAAGUUAGGCAAGAAACGUGAAUGCCACGUUCCUUUAUCAUACGUGGUCGACGCAGUUAAUCGUAUUUAGGGUAGGAAAUAAAGACAACUGACGCAGUGGGGAUCGAAACGCGAUCGUUGUUCCCGCCGAUGAAACAUUCUACGAGCAUGGAUCUCGUUAAACAAAGCGUUCGUCGUUCGAAUAUAGAACGAUUGAAGGAUUUACUGGAAAAGUGAUACGAGUGCUUUUGUAUUUUUUCGACACAAGGAUAUAUAAAAUUUUAUCCAAACUUUAACCAUAGACGUUUGCGUGCUUACUAUAUUAUCACCGAGUAUUUGGUAGUCUUACGUCUUAAUGUUAAAUCACUGUGUUAUACAAAAAUUACUUUACUACGAUAGUUUCAUCCAAUAAUAUACAUUUCCUUGUUAAGAAUUUUCACAAUUGACAAAAAUGUUGAUGCUUAGAAAAUUCUCGGUUCGCUUGGGUUAAGAGGUAAAGUAAAGGUCGUGAUUUAUGAAAAUUAGAGAUUUUGUCACUCGUACUACUUUCCAUGGCCUAUGAUUAAGACUUCAGAAUUGUGUCGCUUGUAACACUUUUCCUCCAAAACUUUCAAUUAUCUAGGACGACGCCUCUUCGCACAUGAUAAUAGAGGUUUUCUUUCCCCACGUGGUAACGUUGUACGCGUUAUUUUAAAAGCAAUUAUCUUCUGGUAUGCAGGUUUUCCUACGAGACGAAGAAAGAAAGAGGAGACCCGCUAGAACGUAAAAUUAGAAAGUAUACUUAAAAUAGUGUGUCGACUACCUUUUGAAAUUGGACAGUACACGCGUUCCUCCGACACUUCCUCCUCUUAAGCACGAUAGGGAUAUAAGAGGAGAAUGUGGAAAGAAAGAUACGUUUACGUUUUGAAGGCUAGCUUCGUAAGUGUAUACGUGUAUAACGUUGUAACGUGGCAUAAAUCAUCGAUGACAUUGUCGUUUAGUAUUCACGAGCAGCGACUGACUUUGUACAAUACGAUCUGCAUUCGAUAGUAGAAGAUAGACGCCGCGUUCGCAGUUAGGUGCGUCGUCGAUGACGCGAAUCAUUGUGCAUUCUCGAUAUUUAAUAAUAAUAUUUUUUUAUUCAUCAAUUAGGUACACACUUGGAUACUUAAAAAGGAACAAAACACGAUAUAACGCUUCGAUGUAAAUACUCCUACAUACUCGGUAGCUUACACCGAAUGAAAAAUAUGAAACAUAAAUACAGUAGAAUUUCAUUUAUAACGUUGCAUUAUGAAAGAAAUAAUAUAAAAAGAAUUCAUUAUAUCUUGUAACUACCUACAGUAGCUACAAGAUUUUACACACCAUUGCGUCUAUUAUGGUAUUCAUAUAUUAAUGAAUUAAUUAGGUCAGGUGUAUUAAAUUUCGUAUCAUUUAGUGGUACGACUACAAAUUCUGAUAAUAUGAAAAUGAAACGUAUCUUUUGAAAUAAUAAUAUAUCCGAGUUAAUUGAGCUAACUAAAAUUUCAUUCGAGCGAAUGAAGUUCUACUGUAUCAUUAUAUUACCAUCGUCUUCGAUUCAAUAUUAAUUAAUCAUAGAUGCAUCAGGUACAGAGUAAUAAAGCAUUGUCGCGUUUACUCGUCUAAUAUAUUAUUACCACGUUCGUAAUACGAUGAUAGUUGUACGAUUUAUCGAUGAUAAACGAGAAAAAGAAAAAAAAAAAAACACGACAACUGACAAGAGACUAAUUUAAUGUUGAAAGAGAAGAAUAUAAGUACAUACAUGUAGAUCGAUACUAAUUGUACGAUUUCCAUAGGCUCGUUCGACGAGAAACAAAUUCCGUACUCGAUGUUCUCUUCGACCGUUUACUUUUGUACGAUUACACCGCUCCUAUCCCAUAAGAAUAUCAUCGAAGUUUUCGAUAUAAUAUUUUUAUCGUGAGAACGUAGCGAUGUAUCGUCGACUAGCAACGAAGACGUUGGCACUCUUUACGAUGUACACAGAGAUUUGUAUAAUAAAAUGGAGGGAAGUGUAAUGUUAAACGAUAAUCGAUCGACACACGUUCGUGAUCACGUUUUUCUCAGGUAUCUAGCAUGUUUGUAAUCUAUAAACGACACUUCUAUGUAAUAAUAAAUAAUUCAGGCUAGAGUUUCUUCCAUUCUUCGAUGAAAGAUGGGGAAAUUUUUACGAUUGUAAAAUGAUAAAAAAAAAGAAAGAAAAAUUAAGGACCGUU